GCGGUGCUGGUGCAGAAGCGUGAUGCGCACAUUGAAGCAGCAAUUGCAUAUGCCAUUCGAUGGAUCAAUGAACAAAAUAGUGAACAUCUGGAAUAUUACAUAGAAUAUGUCCAUCCUGCUGACUACUACGACGGCGUUAUAAAAGCAGAUAAGGGCGUACGGCAGUUAUGGGCAGAUAAUGCAAUAUUUGGCGUAGCAGCAAUCUUACCUACUACAGAUUUGAUCACUGCUGAAGUAAACAUUUUUCAGCAUGCUCUUUGUUCGAAGCUCGGAAAAUUGUGGCCCUAUUCGGUUCGUCCUCAUCAGUCCUCAACGAACAUGUCGAAAAAGUUGCCACUGAGGUAA
Molecule: messenger RNA, 345 nt
Organism: Gongylonema pulchrum
Lineage: Eukaryota; Metazoa; Nematoda; Chromadorea; Rhabditida; Gongylonematidae
Source: the annotation of a GenBank genome assembly